CAAUAUGGCGGCGACGUUGACGUACGGCGCAGCGCUCGAUGAGGCGUCUACUAUACAUGUCUAUGGCUAGGACUUAAAUUUAUUUGUAGAAAAGCGCUUUAUGAACGUAAGUACAUUUACUUGUAAUAAUUUACAGCGCAGCCUUACCACAUCCAAUAUGGCGGCGACGUUGCCGUGUCGCAGCAGUGGGCAAACCAACACGAUCCGGCGUCUACGUAUAUAUGUCCAUGACUUUUUCUUCGUAUGCCGAAAUGUUUAAAGUUAUUUAUUGUACUUUUAUACAGACUCAAACGUGUUCCCAAUUUCGGAUAUUCUUAGUUGGGUUAGUAAUCAAUCGACGAGCGACUGAUCCUCUCCCAGCAGCCUGAUGGAGCCUGAGCGCGCACUCGCGUCGUCUCGGUGGCGCGCCUCCUGGUGCACAUGGAGCUUAUUGAGGAGACGAGCGGAGGAUGAUGCUGAAGAUGACUGAGAAGCGUGUGGAGGGUUGCACAAGGCGACAAUCAAUAAAGCAAUCAAUCAAUUGACUUAGCACAAUCAGCCUUUGCCAGCGGGAUGCAGCUUGUGGACGGGCAGACGGACACGCGCGCAGGUGGUCCAGGGCGCUGUCCUCUUCAAGCAGAGCGGACCAGCUGAGUGUUGGAGGCAGACGGAAGGAACGUUCUGGAUGAUCUGCACACAGGAAGUGGAACUCUCCUCAGGUGUGAACACAACUGGACAAACUGUAAGCAAUCUAGGAAUGUUUACAUCUCCACUUCCUGAAACGUUCCAGAUGGUCAUUGAAUGGCUGCAGGGGUCACCUGUUCCCUCUAAAUGUGUCAACCUACAAGGUGAGAGAUUUAAUCAGUGAGGACAGAGGAACGCGAAGUCACAUGGGAGAGGCUAGCCAUGGAGGUCAAAGGUGAACUCAUCCCAGCACCUGGUGAGACACAACCUAUGUGCGUGUGUGCACGCUUGUGUAGUAGUGAUGUGUGCAUGUGUUUUGUAGCUGUGGUCACAUGCUGGGACAGGAAGCAGAGGGAGCGCAUGGUGGAACUACAGGAGCGGAGGCGGAGCCUGCAGGCAAUGCUCAGUGUGCGAUUGGCUGAGCUGAGGCGCAUGUGUCUGCAGGAGGCGGAGCUGACAGGCACGCUGCCCGCUGACUUCCCCCUGGCGACGGGGGAGAAACCCCCAUGUGUGCGGCGCAGGGGUGGGGCCUCACGUCAGACAAACAGGAAGUGCAGGGUAGAGGAAGAAGACGGUCAGCGUGUGAGACCUAAAAAAACUUUAUUCAGUGGCGCGCUGAGGAAACACAAUGACCGUGAACACAACACACAGACACAACACGGCAAGACGACCGUGCACAGAGGCUGCCACACUGAUGACACAGUGAGGUCAGAGAGUAGUUCCACAUCUGAAUCUACUGGACACGACAAUGAUGAGUUUGUGGCUCAGAGUCGCCCCCUGUUGGUGGCUGCUGGUUCUCCGGUGGAGCUGUUCUACCCUAGCAAACCCAGGAGGAGUUCGUUGUGUAACAGGCCUGAGCAUCCUGAGGUUCUUCAGAGCCACAGGCCCCUCCUUCUCCAGCCCCCUGCUCCUACUCGCUCCCAUGACAGCUCGCCAUCCUCCCGCCCAUCUGAGGGGGCGGCCUUGGGAGAGGUCAAGGAGGCCCGUCGCAGUAACAGCUCAGACGGGUUCCUAGACCGGGGGGCCUCUCCUGAGGAGGAGGGGGCAGUGCCAGGACUGCAGGGGGCGUUGCGAUCCAGAGGAACAAACGCCCCCCCAGCGGCCAACAAGAGCUUGGAGGGGGGAUGGAGGGCAAGCGGUGCGGAGCGAGGGCGGGGCUACAGUGACCUUCUGCUGGAUUAUGUGUUGACCAAACAGCGACAGCAUUCUCAGCCGAUCACAUUGCACCAGCCACCACAGUACAACGGCCACGGGGCCCAGCCUCCCCCAGGAGCCCCGCCCACUUACCAUAUCCACAUGGGAGAGCAGCGGCGUGUUAAAGUCACCCGCACCAAAUCCUGCGGCCCCUUCCUGCCUGUGUCACAAGCCGAUGGCCACAUUCAGCCUGACCCCCACCCUCACCUGCUGCCCCCUCAGCCCUCUCAGAUGGGCCCCACCCAGGAUGCACACCUGGAGGAUGCAACCAGGAGCCUUCACAAGGCCCUGGCCUUGGAAGGUCUUAGGGACUGGUACCUGAGGAACACCAUAGGCUCCUCCCACUCUAGUCAGGCGAAUGGGAAGGUCAAAGGUCAGGCUGGAGGAGCUCUUCAGCGCAGACGGACGACUCACGGCGUCCUCCCGCAGCCUACCUAUCAGACGGAGGCGGGGCCUCGGCCUGUGCCACACUGCAAGCAGGGGGCGCUGCCCCAUUCUGUCACCUUCCACGGACACCCGCUGCAUGCCAGGUCUGUGGACAGCUCGCUUUAUCUUGACUCCGCCCUUCCCCACAAACAGGAAGUCUCUUCUCUCAGAGAAGCACCUGUGGAACCAACAUCACCAGGAACUCUGGUCUGACUCAUCGAGAUGCUGAGAGAUCAAAAUGGCCAACGCCACUUCAGGAAGUGGGUGGUGGCUCUGAGCCUUUGUACGCCGCCGCCUCAGGGACCGCAACCUUUCACGUUUAGUGACCAUGUCCAAAGACUCCGCCCACCAGCCCAAAGUUUCUUCCAGUUGCAGAAGAAAAAGCAAUAAUGACAAGUUGUUUCUUUGUCAUUCAGGUUCAACCUGAAGCACAUCUGCUUGUAAACAUGGUGGCCAUGUUGGCUUUGAUGUUUUCUACAACACUUUGAAACAAUCAGGACACCUGAUGACAUCAUCAGAUGAUAUCACUGACUCAGGCCAGUACCUUCAGGUCUGGGCGUGUUCUUCAUAGGUGACAGCCAACAGAAUGAGAGGAACAAUCUUUUUAUUUAUUUGAACAAUCAGCUGAUGUGACAAUCACAUGAUGGUGAUCAAUUUGGUUAUUGAUUAAGGAUGACUAUUUAAAUAACGCUGUGGUCACAUGACACGUCCCUCAUGUCAUCAGAUUUUGUUAUUGCAAACAUUGUUUAGAACAUAGCUAAAUCCCACCCACCUGUAACGAUCAGAUGAUUGGCUGCUGAGGACUGACUGAUUUUAUAACUUGUGAGGAUAUCACUGACAGCGGCAGUCAUGUGACCACAGUAUGCAUAGGUGAAUAUUUAAAUAAACCAGCUGUCCUAAUGGACCAACCAGGAUUGUCUGCCAUUGGGACGUCAUGGCUGUUGCUGCUGUGAUGCGUUCAGGUGCACUGCUCUGUACAGUUCAUGUAAUUUUGAAAAACUGCACAUGUUCUGUUUCAAAAAAAUCUUUUCUAACUUUUUGGACUCAUUUGUACUUUUUCACACAACACAUUUUACGUAAAUUAAUGACAGCGUGUUUGUUGCAAAUAAACGUUUGACGCCUUUCCU
Molecule: messenger RNA, 3410 nt
Organism: Dunckerocampus dactyliophorus (ringed pipefish)
Lineage: Eukaryota; Metazoa; Chordata; Actinopteri; Syngnathiformes; Syngnathidae
Gene: ccdc120a
Product: coiled-coil domain containing 120a
Exons: 11
Coding region: 886-2496 (536 amino acids)
Source: RefSeq, a predicted model, not a curated record